This is a messenger RNA of Leguminivora glycinivorella, 2701 nucleotides long. It is a transcript of the gene NC2alpha, whose product is annotated as dr1-associated corepressor. The record is from RefSeq and is a predicted model, not a curated record. Gene Ontology annotation, biological process: negative regulation of transcription by RNA polymerase II; positive regulation of transcription by RNA polymerase II; transcription by RNA polymerase II. Gene Ontology annotation, cellular component: nucleus; negative cofactor 2 complex. The coding region runs from base 105 to 1019 and encodes 304 amino acids. The transcript is spliced from 5 exons. Gene Ontology annotation, molecular function: protein heterodimerization activity; transcription coactivator activity; RNA polymerase II general transcription initiation factor activity. NCBI's taxonomy places the organism in Eukaryota, Metazoa, Arthropoda, Insecta, Lepidoptera, Tortricidae.
UCUCCCUUUUAUAACCUCAAAAAUGCGCGAGAUGCAUCAAACUCCAAUGGUGAAGUGAGCUUUUUCUAAUCAUUAAUUAGUGCUAAAGUGAACGGAUUACCACAAUGCCAUCGAAAAAGAGAAAAUACAACGCCCGGUUUCCCGCCGGGAGAAUUAAGAAGAUAAUGCAGACGGACGAGGAGGUCGGGAAAGUGGCCCAGGCCGUGCCAAUCAUAAUUUCUCGGACACUGGAGCUCUUCGUGGAGUCACUCCUCAGCAAAGCCCUGCAAGUCACGACAGCAAGAAACGCGAAGACCCUCAGCCCUUCACACGUCAAGCAAUGUAUUCUGGCUGAAUCUCGGUUCGACUUCCUAAAAGACUUGGUCGCAAACAUACCAGAUGUGUCGGCGGCGGAAGAGAAAGAAAUGAUGAGCGCCGAGGAUUCCCCAAAUUCAUCCAGAUUUUCAGACUCAGCUCCUCGCCGAUUAGCCAGAGAGGACUCAAACAGUUCUAGCAGCGGUGAAACCCGGCCGCGGACCCAAAGAGAAAUGCCUCGGAGCAUCUCCCUAGACCCCGACAUACACAGGCACAGGCCCGAACCAACCUCCACCAUAGUCUCGACCGACACAGUCAUGGACCUAUCCAAAAAAUCCACAGAACCAAAAGUCCGCGCCAACUUCUACCAAGAAACUCUACCUGACGAGGUUCAACAGACCAGUGUCAUAACCCCCAAUCCGACCUACGCGCAACCGUCCACCUCUAACUUCACCCCAAAAGUCGACGUGCCAAAGCCAACGAAGUUUUACGUAGAUAUACCCACACAAAACAAUAACACACCUAUAACACCAAUUUUAAACAUAGACUUUUCUAAAAGCUUAGCUGCACCCGAAAUAAAAGUUUUAAGUCCUUUAGACAAACCGAGAAUACAAAGACAGAACUCUAAAAAGGAGGUGAAAGAAGUGAAGAAAUUUAAGCCCCCGCCACAUAUCGAGAUAGAUUUGACGGGCAAUCUACAAAUCGAUGAAGACUAUGAUACCUGAGUAUGUGUAAGUUUUGUUUUUGUAUUUUGUAAGUACUGUUUGUUACGCAAUGGGGUUUUUUCUAAGAUACUAUAAAAUCUGCAAUAAAGACAUAAAUGGCUAACAAUUGUGUUAAUAAAAUAAGAAAUAAAUUACAUUAUCUAUAUUCUUUGUCAACAUCAAUAUCGCUGACGUAUUAUUUUCUUUAUAUAUUCGUCACUUACGUAUAUCUUGAUAUCGUGGCUCUGGAUGUAGGGAUCUCCAAUAUUUGCUGCGAAAUAUAUUUAAAAAACCUCAUUGUGUAACAGGUAGAUAUAAUAUGUUAUGUUGUGUUGUUUACCAAGUUGUGUGGUAUGUUUUAGUCGCUACAUCGAUAUUCGUUCUGAUUUUCUCAAUCUUAUCGCCUAGCUAGUCCAUAAGAUUGAACAUUUAUAUUCUGACAUUCUUGACGAGUAAUAUAUUGAGUUUUAUACGAGUCAGUAUAAAAUUCGACUGUUUUUUUUUCGAAAGCGCGAUUUACAUAUAUACCAGCUCACAGCGUCAUCUAUCGUUACCAGAGUUUAACCUUUCCCGAUUCUAUACUAGACGUCACUGUAGUCUACUAAAAGAUGACGUCAUAUACGCGAAUUUGAAAAUGGAAACAGUUGAUUUUAGUCCUUGGUUCGCACAGAUAUCUUAGUUCUAAUUGUUUUUUUUUUCCAAAAAAAUCUAUUAAUCAGUUCACUAGUGUUUUGACCCCAGAUAUUAGCGCGAAACAAAAUAUUAGGUAAAUAAGAUAACUAUGUAAAUUUGACAUUAACUCUGACUUACACUAGUAAGUUCGAAUGAGAGACAUGUACUUUUGUCUCUUACGUACCGUACCUACAAAAUGUUAGUCGGACCUAAAAAAUGAAAUUAUAGAUAAGAUUAUUGUUUUAUUUUGCGUGGCUGCAAAGAAAAACAUGUUUUGUUAUAUGACUUCUAUCUUUUAAAUUAAGAUGAGCUAUUUUCUUUAAGGUUAUCAAAGGAUAAAAAUGUUUACUGGCAACACUUUUUUUUUUAAUAAUGACGCUACCGACAUUUGUCGAUAAAGAUUGUCCUGAAGGUUUUUAUUUUUUGAUCUCUUGAUAUUUUUGUAUAUAUGGUUUUAUGUUAUAAACCAAAGUUUCAUGUCUUACCUACAAAUACUGCCUAAAAGCUCAUUUUAAGGACGGAUGGGAUUCGCAGACAUUACAAUUUGAUUACCAAUUUCUCAUUUUAAUAUGUAAAAAAAAGCACGCGACCCAAACGUCAUUGACUUUUUUUGAUUUCGAUCCAAAGGGCAUGCUACUACAGCUAAUUAUCGACCUUCACACACGAUCGAAGUAGCAUUCAAAGGGUUGGAAGUCGCUUUAAGCAAAACUUGAAUACGUCAGACUUGAUGUCAUAUAAAAAUGAAAAAUGCUCUAUUUAGGUAUCAAAAUGUCAGCUUACUAUAAAUAUAACUAUAUUUCAUUUGCUUCAAUUGCUCAAAUUGGUGGUCGGAUUGUAAUGUCUGUAAACCCGUUCUCAUCUCAUAAUGUUCUAACUUUUAAAUCCAUAAAUCCAAUAUCCAAGUUGCUAUAGUCUGGCAUAAAGGAGUAGAAAUUAAAAAAGUGGCAACACUGUAGUGUUGUCCCUUUCAAAUCAAUGUGUGUAAGGCACUGGUCUCACCGCGAGCUAGUAAGCUAUGAGCUAUCGGUUAU